AUGUCCGGACAGACUAUUGCGCUUUCCCUAUUCUUAUUUUUAGUUGCUUUCGGAGUCGUCAUUUUCCUGGGAUCCUUUAUAUUUAUUAAGCGUAGCAUUGCGAGGAGAAAAAGUCGCAUUGGUAGGAUCGUGUACGCACCUGUUGGAAAUGGCGGCCCAAAAUUUUGGAAGGAGUUAGUAAAUUCGAAGAUAAACGUGACUGUUAAGAUUCGGCCAGAACCCAGGGUAUUUUACUCGUCGAACUCGGAUAGACAGAACGACACCGCUGGAAGGAAUCUGGGAUUUCAAUUUCGUGCAAACACUGUUGAUCUAUUUGUCGACCUGAAGGAGAAAAUUUUGGCAUCCUAUCCCCUAUUUGAGGCACCUCCUGUCAGAGGCAUAAAGGAUUUCUUAUUGAGCGCCUCUUCACAAUCGAUGAACCCGAAACCCGAUAGUCAUCUCGUUGAGACUUAUUGUGAAUUCUAUAAUCGCGCUCGGUAUGACCCCGGGGUAGGUCAAACUUGUUCCCCACCAUUCAAUUCCUUGUCGAUAAACCCGUACACCGACGUCGACUACCUCCGCUUUCUUGAAAUUCAUGAUCAACUUUUGAAAGCUGUGGUGGUCAAAGAGGCACUCCAGACCGCAGAUUCGCCUAACAAGGCGACUAAGGCGUCACACAAACGCCGAAAAAUGCCCUCAGCUUCAAGAGUGGGCCAGUCGACUUACUCGGAGCUAAUCGAAAUGAAAGAUACGACCUCUGGGUCUAAUGUCGCCGCUGAAACCAAUUCCUCCUCUGGUGCGAUGGGCCUUCUCCGUGCUCCACUCAGUCGAAGCGGUAGUGCCGCUAGCGACGACUCGCAGACAGCUCUCAUUCGCCUCGACGACGGUCGAAACACCUCAAGUCACCUGCGUCAGUGA
Molecule: messenger RNA, 897 nt
Organism: Echinococcus granulosus
Lineage: Eukaryota; Metazoa; Platyhelminthes; Cestoda; Cyclophyllidea; Taeniidae
Exons: 6
Coding region: 1-897 (298 amino acids)
Source: RefSeq, a predicted model, not a curated record